AAAAAAAAAACUAUUUAGACCGCCUUGUGAAAUUACCUUAUCAAUUAUUAUAAUAAUACAUUGAUAAUAGAAUAUUAAAAUUUUCAAAUGUAGUCGCACUCAUCAAUUUUUCAAAGUUAAUAGUCACAUUUAAAUUUGUACGUAACUACAGUUUCUUAUAAUAAAUCGAAAAUAUGAACAAAAAAUUAUCAUUAAAUAGACGGUUUGUAAAAUAUAUACAUCCAUUAAAAUCUAUUGUUGAUUUUCUUGAACAAAAGAAAUGUUGGCUUCAUCAGAUGAAAUACUUAGUUGAUGAUUUUAAAAUACUUCUCAACUUACCUCAUAUGGAAUUUUGGUCAACUAUUUUAUUUAAUAAAAGCUCUAUUGUUGGUUUUCAUACAUUUAUUCAGGAAGCAACUCCGUCAUACUUAUUGGAUCAUUUUUCUGAAGAUGUUGAUAUGAUAACAAUUUAUAAUGAGAUAGAAGAAUUAGCAUAUUGUUUAUUUAAGCGUUUAACAACUCCUUUAGAAAAUGAGAAAAUUCCAGUAAAUAAUUUAUUGAAACUAUUAUGUGAAAAUAAUAUUUUAAAUAUACCUAUAUUAUUUGAUGUAUGUGUACUUUAUGGACAAGAACAUACUGAAGAGCUAAAGACAUUAAUAAACAUUCUUUUUUCAAAUGAAAAUGUAUUUAGUGAUAAUUUAAAAAGCACUAUACAGUACAUGAAUAAAUGUUUUAAUCAAUUUCAAAUAAAAAUUGAAUUUGAUCUUGCUUUUGAUAAUCAAUCUAAUCAAAACCUUUCUGUUAAAAGUUCAGCUAUCAAAGAUAAAGAUAAUCUCAUGAUAAUUGAUGAUAUUAUAGAUUUCCUUUUGGAUAUUUCUUAUAGUAUAAAUUCAUUUAUAGAAAUUUAUCCUAUUUCUUCAACUUUAUUUUAUAAAGAAAAGUUUUAUACUAACAUUGCGUCAUUUUAUCAUAGCAUAAAACCAAUUGUUUAUAAAAAACUAAUUAUGAUGAAUAAAUUAGAACAGUUUAAUGAUAAACUGCAUGCAUCGCGCUUGCUAUUAUUGAAAUGUGUCCACCAGUGUUUAAAUAAUUUAAUAGAAGGAAUAAACAAUAAAAAAGAACCUGAAUUAGCUGUUGAAGAAUACUUAGAAGUCAUACAAGAACUAUUAACUUACAAUGAAUUUAUAAUUGAUUACAAUUAUUUAUACAACUUAACUGAGGACUUACAAAAAUGUAAAAAAAUGACCAAAAACAAGGACAUAACUCGAUAUACAUAUUUAGAAAAUUCUCUACUUUUGCUUAAAGUCUCUAAUGAAGAUUACAAAGAAAAAUUAUCUGAAAGUCAAGUUGAGAAACUUACAAAUAAUAGCUUCGAAAAUGCAAAGCUACAGUCACUUAUUAGUGAUGUAAAAGAUUUAUUACCACAUUUGGGAGAAGGUUUUAUACAGUUGUGUUUAGAAUAUUAUGAUAUGAAUUCUGAAAAAGUAAUAAGCAUGGUUUUAGAAAAUAGCCUCCCUCCAGAACUUACUAAGUAUGAUUUUUCAUUAUCAUCACUUUCUUUGGAAGAAAAUGAAAUUGACAGUAAUACAUCAGUUAAAUUGAAUAAAAAAAUUAAAAAACUUAAAAAAGUGUUAGACGAUAAAUCAUUUCGUAAUGAAAUGAGGCCUUUUUAUGAACAGUAUAACUUCACUGAAGUUACAAGUGCUGAAUUAGAAUCAUAUUAUGAUGAUGAAUAUGAUGACACAUAUGAUGAAGUAGAAUAUAUUAUACCUGAACCACUUGAUGAAAAUGAGAAAAGAAGACCUAAUGUUAUACCUAGGGUAUUGUUAGAAAAAAAAACUUUAGAAUGUUUUGAAGAAUAUUUAUCAGAUGAUAAUCAACAAGAACAACCAAUUCUAAAUUUCCAACCAUUCUGUGAAAAUCCAGAAGAUUUAAGAGAGAGACAAGCAAGAAAAUAUGAUGCUAAACAAAAUAACCGAGCAAAUCGAAAUAAAACAAAAGUACCUACAAGUAGCAUAUCAGAUUCUCGAACAGAAUUGGACAGACAAAGAAAAAAUGAGAACAAAGCAUUUCAUGGUAAUCAUAAUAGAAGAAAUGCAGCUAGAAGUAAACAACAAAAAGGAAUGUUUUGAUUUAAUUAAGAGUUGUACCACUUACUAUAAAAUCAAAAUUUUAUUUAAAUAAAAAUAUUGUUAAUUUGUUUAAAAAAUUUA
This is a messenger RNA of Daktulosphaira vitifoliae (grape phylloxera), 2192 nucleotides long. RefSeq names its product activating signal cointegrator 1 complex subunit 2. Gene Ontology annotation, molecular function: ubiquitin binding. The transcript has 12 exons. Lineage: Eukaryota; Metazoa; Arthropoda; Insecta; Hemiptera; Phylloxeridae. Bases 174 to 2111 code for a protein of 645 amino acids. Gene Ontology annotation, biological process: regulation of DNA-templated transcription. The record is from RefSeq and is a predicted model, not a curated record.